Engraulis encrasicolus (European anchovy) is the source of this 2003-nucleotide messenger RNA. It is a transcript of the gene dpys, whose product is annotated as dihydropyrimidinase. Gene Ontology annotation, molecular function: dihydropyrimidinase activity. The record is from RefSeq and is a predicted model, not a curated record. Lineage: Eukaryota; Metazoa; Chordata; Actinopteri; Clupeiformes; Engraulidae. The transcript is spliced from 10 exons. Gene Ontology annotation, biological process: pyrimidine nucleobase catabolic process. Gene Ontology annotation, cellular component: cytoplasm. Bases 92 to 1600 code for a protein of 502 amino acids.
GAAUGUCAUUCUCAAAGCAAACAGAUGAGCCAACAAGUCAACAUCAGCUGCCCAUGUGUCUGGUUUAGGCUCUAGUGAAGAAGACGUAAACAUGACUAGCUCACAUAGAAUUCUUAUUAAAGGUGGUAAAGUAGUCAACGAAGAUGUCACCCAAACCGGAGAUGUGUACAUUGAAGAUGGGAAAAUUGUGGCGGUCGGAUUAAACCUACCUGUACCCGAUGGCGCGCGGGUCAUUGAUGCAAAUGGAAAGUUGGUGUUACCUGGAGGCAUUGAUACACACACGCAUAUGGAGUUGGCAUUUAUGGGCACCAAAGCUGUGGAUGACUUCAACAUAGGGACACAGGCUGCGGUGGCCGGGGGAACCACCAUGAUCUUGGACUUUGUGAUCCCCCAGAAAGGAGCAUCCCUGCUGGAGGCCUACGAGAAGUGGAGGGCCACGGCCGACGCCAAAGUCUGCUGUGACUACUCCCUCCAUGUCGCCGUCACCUGGUGGGCCGAGGCGGUCAAAAAAGAAAUGGAGACUCUUGUUCGCGAGAAAGGCAUCAACUCAUUCAAAAUGUUCAUGGCCUACAAAGGAGUCUUCAUGCUUCAGGACGACGAGCUGUAUUCGGCCUUCUCACAGUGCAAGGACAUUGGUGCCAUAGCUCAAGUCCAUGCGGAGAAUGGGGAUUUGAUUGCUGAGGGUGCCAAGCGGAUGCUUGCCCUGGGCAUCACGGGGCCGGAGGGCCACGAGCUGUGCCGCCCCGAGGACGUGGAGGCGGAGGCCACCCAGAGAGCCAUCACCAUCGCCCACGCCGUCAACUGCCCCCUCUACGUGGUGCACGUCAUGAGCAAGUCCGCUGCCAAGGUGGUGGCCGGAGCCCGGCGCAGCGGUCGUGUGGUUUUCGGGGAGCCAAUAGCGGCAGGUCUGGGCACGGACGGCACCCACUACUGGAGCCAAGAUUGGUCCCACGCGGCCGGUUUCGUCAUGGGCCCCCCUCUCAGGCCGGACCCCAGUACCCCAGGAUACCUUAUGGACCUGCUGGCCAAUGAUGAUCUGAGUGUCACGGGCACAGACAACUGCACUUUCGACAUAUGCCAGAAGGCUCUCGGGAAAGACGACUUCACCAAAAUCCCCAACGGCGUAAAUGGCGUGGAGGACCGCAUGUCUGUCAUCUGGGAGAAAGGAGUGCAUAGUGGGAAAAUGGAUGAAAAUCGAUUUGUGGCUGUUACAAGUACCAACGCUGCGAAGAUCUUCAACCUUUACCCCCAGAAAGGCCGCAUUGCCCCAGGCUCAGACGCAGACCUGGUCAUAUGGGACCCCAAAGCCACCAGGACCAUUUCAGCCAAGACUCACCACCAGGCCGUGAACUACAACAUCUUUGAGGGGAUGGUGUGUCAUGGCGUUCCCGUGGUGACCAUCUCCAGGGGGAAGGUGGUGUAUGAGAAUGGGAAGGUGCUGGCCAAGCCUGGAGAAGGCCGAUUCAUCCCCAGGAAACCCUUCGCCGAGUUUGUGUACAAGAGGGUGAAUCAGAGACAAGAGGUGGGGGUACCGUCCGCUGUCAGCCGACCACCGUAUGAUGGAGACGUCAUCUGUCUAGCUCAAAACGGGAAGCCCUGAAGACUAAAUUGACAGGUACACAACACCAGGUAAGCCAUACAAAUGAAGGGCGCCAGAGAGAAUGGUUUCACACGUUGGACCUCUGCAUCUCUGGACCAAAGGCAACAUACAGUAUUUUUAGAGAUCCCAUAUUGUUCAAAGCUGACUGUGUAGAUAGAAUGAAAUAGAAUGCUUGAGGGUAGGAGGCCCUAACAGACUUCUUCUUUUCAAAUUCAUUGUAUAAAAUCAUGACCAAUUAUAUUCUUAAAUUGCAUUAAAAACACUGUAUAGCUUGUGUAAAAUGGCAUAAGACAACGCUUUAAGAAUUAUAAUUGCAAAGAGCUACAUUAUAUUAGCGAUAUAUAUAUAUAAUAAUCUCAUUAUUAUUACGGAGUGUCAAAUGAAUAAAAUGUGAAGUAUAUAA